Messenger RNA from Achroia grisella, 3903 nucleotides. It is a transcript of the gene lbk, whose product is annotated as leucine-rich repeats and immunoglobulin-like domains protein 3. Lineage: Eukaryota; Metazoa; Arthropoda; Insecta; Lepidoptera; Pyralidae. Gene Ontology annotation, molecular function: protein binding. The transcript has a single exon. Bases 218 to 2902 code for a protein of 894 amino acids. The record is from RefSeq and is a predicted model, not a curated record.
CCGAAACUAAAAUUACAAAAUAAAAUGGCGACCUACUGUAAAUUCGGUUGUUUCUUGUUAAAAGCACCGUUUUUGUUAUUAAAAUGCUCAAUAUAUAUGAAGUAAAGUUAAGUGAAGUGAAAAUUUACAUGAACUCUCUAUGUAUUUCGUUAUUAUUUGGAAUUAUGUAAGGACAAAGACACAAAUCCUAUGUUUUCUUCAAUGAAUCUGGCAGCUAAUGAGUAUGAUAAUGGGAGACUCGCAUUUGUUAUUGUUUAUAACUAUUAUCUCAUUGUUUCGAUAUACUCUAAAUGCUGAAAGUUAUGGGUGCCCACAAAAAUGUGAUUGCCUGGAGCAAUAUGUGGAUUGUUCUAAAAAGAAUUUCGCUUCUGUGCCAAAAAUUCCUAAGUGGGUGGAACAAUUGGAUCUCAGCUACAAUAGAUUGAGUGAAAAUGUAACUAGAGGAUUCGACAAAUUGUUAGAUAUGAAAGUAUUGAAACUUGAUAAAAACUCACUACAACACGUACCUAACUUUCUUCAGCAUGAUCAAAUACAAGAAAUAAGUUUCAAUAGAAAUAAUAUUACAUCUAUAGACAGAGGUCACUUUCCAGCUAAUUGUUCUCUGAGAAUAUUAAAUUUAAACAGUAAUCAUAUUAAUGUAAUAGAAGAUGGAGCUUUGGACAAUUUGACAAAUCUUGUUAGUUUGAAACUGAACAGAAAUGAAAUAAAAUCCCUUCCUAAUCACCUCUUUAAGUACCAGUCAAAUCUAAAGAUAUUGGAACUCAAUCACAAUAGACUUCAUGUUAUUACUGGGUUGCUUUUCCAAGGAUUAUCAAAUCUAACCACUCUUAAGCUGAAGUUUAAUAAUAUUGACAACAUAAUGGAUGGAGCUUUUUUUGGAUUUAAGUCUGUCAAUCAACUGCAGUUGGAUCACAACAGAAUAAAAAGCAUUUCUAAAGGGUGGAUGUAUGGACUAGAAUCUUUAGUGACAUUAUCUUUAUCAAAUAAUAUAAUAUCUGUUAUUGAUAUUGGCAGUUGGGAGCUGUGUUUGAAUUUAAAAGAAUUGGAUUUGUCACACAACUACUUGCUUGAAAUAGAAGGCCGUACUUUUCAACAUCUGAAUAAUCUACAAAUUCUAAAUUUAAGUAACAAUAAUAUCUCUUCAAUUCUUCAAGAAGCUUUCAGUCACAUGGUUCUCUUACAACGAUUACAUUUAAAUAACAAUAAAAUUUCCUGGACAGUUGAAGAUAUGGCAGGACCAUUUUCUAAAUUACAUAAUUUAAUCACUUUCAGUUUGGCUGCUAAUCACAUAAAAUCUAUAAAUUCAAGGGCAUUUGAAGGACUAGGUAAUUUGGUGGAAUUGGAUUUAAGAUGGAACAAUAUUACAUCAAUUCAACAACAUGCAUUUGAUUCUAUGCCAAAACUCAAGAAGUUCCAUUUAAAUAGCUCAUUGUUAUUAUGUGAUUGUAACAUACUGUGGUUAGUGAAAUGGAUAAGGGAGAAGGUUGAACAGAAAUACAUUACCGCAACUUGUGCCUACCCUACUGAAGAGAGAGGGGUGUCAAUAUCCAAACUUAAAGAGGACAGUUGUGGUGAUUCUCCAAAACCAAGAGUAGUUGAACAUCCCAAAACACAUCUUGCCAUAAGAGGCCAUUCCACCAAUUUAGUAUGUUCUGCAACAUCAAAUCCUUUUAAUACCUUAACAUUUUUAUGGAAAAAGAAUAAUGGUAAUAUUAGUAAUCCUACAGUUUUUGAAAAUAUUACAAUGUCUGUGAAUGGUCAGCCGCGUGCUACAUCAGUGCUUGUGAUACCAAAUGUAACACAUUCAGAUUCUGGUAAAUACCAAUGCAUUGUUAGCAAUAAUUUUGGUACUACAUAUUCUUCGAAAGCAAAAUUGAACAUAGUUACUUUUCCUCGAUUCUUAAAAACACCUACUAACAUUACUGUGAAAACUGGCGAGACUGUGACAUUAAACUGUGCUGCUACAGGUGAUCCAACUCCUGAAAUAUCUUGGAAAAAAGAUGGUGGUAAUGAUUUCCCUGCAGCAAGAGAGAGGCGUAUGAAUGUUAUGCCAACUGACCAUCUAUUUUUUAUAGUAAAUGCAAAAACUUCAGAUAUGGGUGUUUACAGUUGUGCGGCUAAGAAUCCUGCUGGUACCAUAAUAGCUAAUGCCACAUUGUCAGUAUUGCAAGAACCAUCUUUUGUGAGAGUUAUGGAGAACAAAGAAGUGACAAGUGGAGAUUCUGUAGUAUUACAAUGCAUGAUAUCUGGUUCACCAAAACCAGUAUUGAAAUGGUUAAAAGAUGGUUCUCCAAUAACUCCAAAAGAUCGACAUUAUCUGACAGCAGAUGAUCAGCUCUUGAUUAUUAUAGGGGCAGAAUCAAGUGAUGCUGGCCGAUACGAAUGUGAAAUUACUAAUGAGUUGGGAACAAAAAAAGAUAUGACAGAGUUGAGAGUGUUACCCCCAGUUGCUAUUAUGGUGAAUGAGGAAGAUAUGACUGGAAUUAUUAUUAUAACAGUGGUUUGUUGUGCAGUUGGAACUUCUAUAAUUUGGGUGGUUAUAAUAUACCACACAAGAAGACGCACGGCUAGUGCUGUGCGAUCAUUUCCCACCGAAAAUAUAAAAAUGACUCAAGUUGUGCAUAGUGAUAGUGAAUCGCCCCAAAUGUUCUCAGACAAUUUAUCUGAGCAUUCAUCAUGCAAAGAUAGUGGAACAGGGGAUUCAGCUCAACAAACAAGCUUUGAUGGUGUGCCUACAGAUAAGAGUGAUCAAAUGCAUUUUGACCCUGUUUGCCGAAGUUAUUCUCCAGUGCCAGAAGGACAUAAACUUCUUCCUUCCUCAUUUAAACCGUCUACUCAAAUAUGUGUAAAUACAUCUGUAACACCAGCUACUUAUUUUUCUAGUCACAGUGGUAAAAUGUAGGGUUAAUUUAAAAAAAUAUUUCUGAUAGUGAUAUAAAGAUUUUUACUAUGCAUUUUCACUAAGUUACAAUUUUUUCUUCUAAAAACUGUAUAAUGGAGAUUCUAUGAAUAGAUUAUUUAAAAGAUACUAAUAUGUAUUGUACAUUAUUGUAUUUAUAUUUAUUUAGACAUAAAUUACCAGGAUAAGUGAUUUUAUUUAGGUGUGUAUUUAGUGAAAAAGCAUUGUCAUUAGGCAUCUGUAGACCUACUUGUUUGCUUAGUACAAAAUAGAACAAACUUGCCAGUAUUGGUUUGAUGCAAAAGACUGAAUGUCAUUUAAGUGUAUGUAUACUGUAAUUUUCAUAUAUGUAAAAAACACUAUUUAUAAGGGAUGAUUUGUAUGCAAGCAUUUCUUUCAUCUUUAUUCAAUUUGAUCUAUAUGAGUAUAAAAAUGUAGUGUCUGGUACUUUGAGAUUUUGAUGUUUAUAAAACUGUUUUGUAUGUAAUUAGUAUUAUCCACUAAAUAUUUUCACUUUAUUUUCCUUAGAAAAUUAUAAAUGAAAAAUUAAACAGGAUUGUAAUUUAAAUAAAUAAAUAAUUCUUAAGGAACGAAAUGUAAAACUGAACAAUAAUUUAUAGACUCAAUAUUAAAAUGUAUUUGUACUAAUGUAGUGCUUAAUAUUACUGUCUAGAAUAAGUGUUAGCUACUUAAACAUGUACACAAUGAUAGAAUGAGAACAAGUUAGUUUACAUUUUAAUGUCUAUAAAUGUAAUGGUGUUGAUGGCAGUAUCCUAUAAUUGUAAUCUAGAUGACAUUGUUUUCUGUGAGCUUCGUAAUUAAUAAAUCAACCUUAGUUAUCUAUCAAUCUUAUACUUGGACCUACCGUAAACUAUUUAUUGCAUAUGAUAAUAUUGUUCAUGUUACAAUAAUUUAUAUUUUUUGUGCACAAUUUAUCUUACUCGGGAUGUAUCUAAUUAAUUUAUUAGCUGGUGUAGUGAUGAUUUUUACUCUGAACACCUAUA